AUGUCUGUCUUACCGAAAAUCCUAGCUUACGCAGUGGCUGAAGCAGGGCCGGUCCUGUAUUUUUGUGGCAGCCAGCUCCCUCUACCCCCUGGCCCUCCAGGUCUACCAGUCAUCGGCAACCUCCUGCAAGCCCCAAAGGAGGCCCCAUGGAAGAAAUAUAAAGAAUGGAGCAACAAAUACGGACCCAUCAUGUCGAUCCGCAACGGGCAGAACGUAUUCAUCAUCAUCACCUCGUUCGACAUCGUCAAGGACUUCCUCGAGAAGAACAACAGUGUCUUCAGCUCCCGACCACACCUGGUCGUCAUCGAGCGCGCCUCUGGCGGCCUCGCGACCUCAUUCCUCCCCUACGGCCCGCAGUGGAACUCCCACCGUCUCCUCCGGGGAAACGUCCUCAAACCCGCCAUGGCAGUCAAGUACCGGCCCGUUCUCGACACGGAAAGCAAGCAGAUGCUACACGAGGUGCUAUCAAUGAACAACCUCCCGCAGACCCUCCGCCGCCAGGCUGCCAGCACCUUCCUCACAAUCGCCUACGGCUACCGCCUCCCCGUCGAGCCGCCCGAGAUCCAAGAGAUGGAGGAGCUCGUCUCGUACAUGGCGACGAUCAGCGAGGCGUGCUUCCGAGGCACAAGUGUUCUCGCUGAGUUCUUCCCGUUUGCGCAGUACCUCCCGGGGAACUCGUGGUGGAAGGAAGAAGCCGAUAAGAUCGCGGCCAAGCUGACGAGGUUCUACGUCCAGAAGUGGCGUGCCGGCCUCGAGACGUCCGCCUGGAACUGGACGAAGGAGUACAACGUGCACAAGGAAGCGCAGCCCAUGGACGAGCUAGAGCGGGCGUAUACGAUCGGCUCGAUCUACGAGGCGUCGCUUACGCCGUUUGAGAUCCUGCUUAUCGUUAUCCUCGCGGCGCUGUAUAACCCUGAGGAAACGCGCAGAAUCCAACGGGCUAUUGACGCUGUCGUAGGCGGGGCCAACCGUAUGCCCGAGAGCAGUGACAUGGCCCAGCUCCCGCAGAUUCUCUUCUUCGUGCACGAGGCCCUGCGCUGGCGGCCCUUCUCCCCGCUCGCCGCACCGCGCGCCGUCAGCAAGGAGGUCGAGUACCAGGGGUACCGGAUUCCAAAAGGCGCAACGAUCGUCGUGAACCAGUGGGCGAUGGACCACGAUGAGAACAUCUUUGCGGACCCCUUCAAAUUCCGGUACUCGCGGUGGGAGGAGAAGCCUGAUCUCCCACACAUCUCGUUUGGGUUCGGACUGCGCGGGUGUCCCGGGCAGCAUCUUGCAAGGGAGUACUUGUUUAUUUCGGUUGCGCGCUUGCUCUGGGCCUUUGACUUUAACCAUCCAACGGAUUUGGAGAAGCUGUUUUGCCCGCGCACUCCCAUUGCAUUCUUCAACCAGGUGCCGUACUCCUUUAAGGUGGAUAUUACGCCAAGGGAUGAGAAGCGGGAGGCUCUGAUUGAGAGGGAGUGGGAGGGCGCUGAGAAGGAUGUGAACGUGCUGUUGGAUCGGGUUAUGCCACUUCCUAACUAG
Aspergillus novofumigatus IBT 16806 is the source of this 1521-nucleotide messenger RNA. RefSeq names its product cytochrome P450. NCBI's taxonomy places the organism in Eukaryota, Fungi, Ascomycota, Eurotiomycetes, Eurotiales, Aspergillaceae. The coding region runs from base 1 to 1521 and encodes 506 amino acids. The record is from RefSeq and is a predicted model, not a curated record. Gene Ontology annotation, molecular function: oxidoreductase activity, acting on paired donors, with incorporation or reduction of molecular oxygen; monooxygenase activity; iron ion binding. The transcript is spliced from 4 exons.